AGGAGUUUCCGUCAGCUACCAAGUUCGGUGGGCUCUGUUCUCGAUCCUCCGCGCAACGUUCCCCGGCCGUGCUUUCUCCCACGGGUAUCUCCGGGGCUUCGGGGCCCUGCUAAGGACCUGAUCUGACGUCGCCCCCCCUCCCAACUGCUCCCCUGGAAACCGAUCAGAAAUCACUUGUUUCUUCAAUGAGAGCAAUGCUGAUGCUUCUUCAGUACUGCUGGUACAUACAUUUUUCUAGGUCAUCUUAGAUGGCUCAACUUUUCUUACUCUGACAAGAAUGAUGUAAGAAGGUGAUUUAGCCAAUUUGCUUUCUGUUUUGGAAGCCUGUUUUGUGAAUUUGGAAACAUUGUUCUUGUCAGACUUAAUCUAACAACUCACUCUCAAAAAUGCUAAGAUACUGGGGAGAGAUCCCAAUAUCAUCCAACCAAGCUAACAGAAGCUCCUUUGAUUUGCUCCCACGGGAGUUUCGACUGGUGGAGGUCCAAGAUCCACUCUUGCACCAACCCUCUGCCAAUAAGCCACGGCCAACCACCAUGUUGGAUAUCCCAUCCGAGCCUUGCAGCCUCACCACCCACACAAUCCAACUGAUCCAACACAACCGUCGCCUACGAAGCCUCAUUGCCACAGCCCAGGCUCAGAUGCAGCAGCAGGCAGAGGGCAUCAAAACUGAAGAGAAUGAACCUCUUCCAUCCUGUCCAGCUUCACCCCCCCUUCCUGAUGACCUGCUUUCUUUGGAUAACAAGACUGGCAAAAUGCCAUUCCAGAUCAGGCAUAGUGACCCCGAGAGUGACUUUUACCGAGGAAAAGGAGAACCUGUGACUGAACUGAGUUGGAAUUCCUGUCGUCAGCUGCUCUAUCAGUCAGUAGCCACAAUUUUGGCUCAUUCAGGCUUUGAAUGUGCUAACGAAAGUGUCCUGGAGACUCUAACGGAUGUGGCUCAUGAAUAUUGUCUUAAAUUCACCAAGCUGCUGCGCUUUGCUGUGGACCGAGAGGCCCAGUUGGGGCAGACUCCCUUUCCUGAUGUUAUGGAGCAGGUGUUUCAUGAGAUGGGCAUUGGCAGUGUGCUGUCCCUGCAGAAGUUCUGGCAGCACCGAAUUAAGGACUAUCACAGUUUGAUGUUACAGGUUAGCAAGAAGCUUUCUAUGGAGUAUGAGAAGAUUGUAAAUCCUGAGAAGGCCACAGAAGAUACCAAACCUGUGAAGAUCAAAGAGGAGCUUGUCAGUGAUAUCACCUUCCCUGUCAGUGAGGAGUUGGAAGGAGACUUGGCCUCAGGUGAUCAGUCUCUGCCUGUAGGAGUGCUUGGAGCUCAGAAUGAACGGUUCUCAUCCAACCUGGAGGUUGAAGCUUCUCCACAGGCUUCAGGUGCUGAGGUAAAUGCUUCUCCUCUUUGGAACUUGGCCCCAGUAAAAAUAGAAUCACAGGAGAGUGAAGAAGGCACUGUCUCUGGGCAUGGCGUGUUGGGCAGUGACGUCUUUGAAGAGCCCAUGUCAGGUAUCAGUGAGGCUGGGAUACCCCAGAGCCCCAAUGGCUCAGAAAGCAGUUAUGGAUCUCAUUCCCCUGACAGCCUCAUGGGAUCCUCCCCUGUCUUCAACCAGCGCUGCAAAAAGAGGAUGAGAAAAAUAUAAGAGGAAAAGGAAGAGUUUUUUCUUCUAACCAACAGGGUGGCAACCAUACAAGAACACAUCCCCAUAAACAGUGAAUUGAUAUGGAGCGGUCCAAAGGCUCCAGAGACCAUUCCCAGAAUCUCCAAAAAUAGGUUUGGCUGAAAGUGUUACUUCCCCUCCGUGGAGAUUUCAGAACAGUUUUGUGUAAACAAAAACUAAAACAGAAACCAAGAUCAUGAGACCAGAAUUCUGUUUUGGUUUUAAUACUGACUUUUGAUGUGAUGUGAUGACUUGGGAUCAAGUUACUUCACCACUAAAUCUGGUUCCUCUUUUCUACCAUGAAAAACAGCGAGAGAUAAUUAUGGUGAUUAAUCAAAUUUGUUAAAACUAUUACUUAAGUAACUAUGCUUAGAUUUAGAUCCUGUAUGCAUAAAAGGAUUUUGUAUAUAUUUAUUUUGUUUGGCUUACUUCGAUAACAAAUGGAAGUCACUGUGAAUCAAAUAUUGGUGCUUCAAAGCAAAAGACUUAACACAAAUAAAUGGCUUCUCCCACCAACUAA
Messenger RNA from Antechinus flavipes (yellow-footed antechinus), 2163 nucleotides. RefSeq names its product SPT7 like, STAGA complex subunit gamma (gene SUPT7L). The transcript has 5 exons. The record is from RefSeq and is a predicted model, not a curated record. Gene Ontology annotation, cellular component: SAGA complex. Lineage: Eukaryota; Metazoa; Chordata; Mammalia; Dasyuromorphia; Dasyuridae. Bases 387 to 1625 code for a protein of 412 amino acids. Gene Ontology annotation, molecular function: protein heterodimerization activity; transcription coactivator activity.